GAGAGACUCGACACCCCUUCCGCCGCAUGGAGCGCUUUGUGCAGCUCCACUUGUUCGAGAAGGCGCCCAGGUGUCUGCCGCCCUACACGGAGCUCGCGAAGCUGCGGGGCGAGCCUUUGGUGCGCGCCGUGCGCCGCGCGGCGCUCUUUCCGUGGCGGGACGCCCACUUCUGGCGCCAGGCCGCCCAGCGCGUGGCCGCGGAGGAGCAGUUGCAGGGCCGGGAGCUGGCGCAGGUCUGCCUGGCCUUCCAAAGGGUGGACUUCCCCAGCCGAGUGCUGUCCUCCUUCUGCCAGAGCCACGUCACCGAGAGCGCCCGCAGCCUGAACACCUUUGAGCUGGCCUCAGUGCUCAGCUACUUCUGCUCUGCCGGCGCAGGGUUGCCAGGUGCCGAGGACUUUGUGCGAGGAGUCGCAGAGGAGGCCUUGAACCCCUGGCGCGCCCGGGAGACGGUGCCGUGGUCCGCCUGGAAGACUUUGGUCACCGCCGCCGCGGAGGCCGACCUCGACCACCAGCAGCUCUUCGCGCACGCGGCGCCCAUCUUGGCGCGGAACGUGAAGUUCAUGAGCGCCAGAGACGCCGUGGACGUGUGCAGCGCCUUCGCGUCCUUCCGCUUCAAGCACCAGGGCCUCUGCAGCGAGCUGGAGGCCUUCGUGCCAUCCCUGGGCCUCUCUGGGCAAGAGGCCCAUGCGCUGCAGGACGCCUUUGAGCGCCUGGACUUUGAGGCGCCAAUGCUGCUGCGCCUGCGGCAGCUGAGGGGCGCGCCAGUCGGGGAGCGCCAGUCGGGGCAAAAGGGCAACCGCAAUCCCUCGCUUCUGACUCAGCUCAGAAUUCCAGAAGAGCUGCGCAAGAAAGAGGAUUAUGAGCUGCUUGACUGGGUUGCUGAGCCGGUGAACACCAUGAGCUGCCUGGUGAUGAUGAUGUUACCCAUGAUCUUCCUGGCCAUGCACCAGGCAACGCACGACGUGGUUGUCAUCGCUUGGAUGGAAGUGGCCAUAGCCAUUGGUAGCAUUCUUUUCCACGCAAGCUUGCGGUACCCCAUGCAGCUGGCGGACGAGAUCCCAAUGCUGUGGUAUGUGGCUGCCACGGCUUCCAGCUGCCUGCAGCGAGUGCGCGGCAUGGAGUGUCAAAGCUUUGCCUACGCCUGGGUGGCAGUGGUGACCUGUGUCAUCCUGGCGACAUCGCAGCACUCGCUGCUGCAUCAGAUCUUCCGUGGGCUGAUGACUUGCACCUUCAGCAGCUUCCUCGUGGUGAUAGGUUGGGGUGCUUCCGCGAUGGCCGCGCGCAUACGGGACAAGCGCGGCGCCGGCGACAGGGUCCUGCAAGCAGCGCUCUUGAUGUUUGCCGUCUCGGUGGUUGCUUGGCUGCUGGACAAUCACCAUUGUAGCUGGCUGCAGAACCUGCCCUUUGGGCUGCCAUAUCCUCAGCUGCACACCUGGUGGCACAUCUUCAUUGCUGGAACCUUGCACUGCUUGAGGAUUCUUUUGCACAUGGACUCCCAUCGACAUUCAGAUAAGCUGGAGCUGCGAUGGAUGGCUGGCUUUCCCGCUGUGUGCGCAUAG
Effrenium voratum is the source of this 1559-nucleotide messenger RNA. NCBI's taxonomy places the organism in Eukaryota, Dinophyceae, Suessiales, Symbiodiniaceae. The record is from the annotation of a GenBank genome assembly.